Molecule: messenger RNA, 585 nt
Organism: Pseudocercospora fijiensis CIRAD86
Lineage: Eukaryota; Fungi; Ascomycota; Dothideomycetes; Mycosphaerellales; Mycosphaerellaceae
Exons: 7
Coding region: 1-585 (194 amino acids)
Source: RefSeq, a predicted model, not a curated record
AUGACACGCAUAGGCUACCUAUACCAAGAUAAUAAGACUGCCGGAUCUGGUCGAGGGUAUCAAAGGGCUCGGCUUCGUCUCUACGCACCCCUUUGUCUACUUGCUCUUAUGAUUACUCUUGAGAGUGCGCUUCUGCAUGGCGAAUCUGCGAAAUCGACGCAGCCUUCGUCGCCUGAUUCGCAGCCAUCGUGGUCUACUGAGCCUACUUCGCGGAAAUCUUCGCCGCAGGCCAUACUGCGUCACGUACGAUUGACAUGCAGCCACAUGGGGCUAUCUGUGCCGUGUAUGGGACUCCGGACGCCCCUAGCAGUAGUUCUCCGAUGCGUGAUUCUGAUUAACGAGGCUGAUGCCAAGACUUGCCGCUUACGUACUCGGGUCUCUGGGCUCUCUGUUGCUUGGAGGAUUCGGAAUGGCAUGCUGAGAGAGGACGCCUCCUUCCAAAAAAUCCUUCGAAAAGCAUGUGAUAGUCGCGUUGGCAUUGUCCUGAUCCAACGCCGAACGGUAAACGAAGCAUACGCUCCAAAGACCAGCUUCGGUAUUCUAGCCCCGAUCAAGACCCCAAUCCAAUGUUGUGAAUCGUGCUAA